Messenger RNA from Adineta steineri, 1371 nucleotides. Lineage: Eukaryota; Metazoa; Rotifera; Eurotatoria; Adinetida; Adinetidae. The record is from the annotation of a GenBank genome assembly.
AUGAGUGACGAUCAAAUUGUUUUACUUUCAACAGAAGUCGAUGCAUUUAUUGAAGCAUUAGAAUCAUUUGAACUUGAAGAUAUAGGAAAACCACGAUGGCAAACACAACAUGAAUAUAUCGAAAAAUUAAAUAUGCAAGCGAUACUUGAAGCAAGUCGGAAUAUACAUGAAUAUGUACGAGAUGUUAUAGUAAAUAAUGAUAAGCUUCCUAUUCUUGUUUCACAAUUGAUAACAACGGAAAUUUGGCGAGAAAGAAUUUUUCGUGAACUUGUUGCAAUGAAAUUUGAACCACAAGUUACUUUUUCAAUUUAUAUCAUAUUUUAUCAUGAAGCAUCUCUGGUUAAUUUAUUAGAAACAUUAAUGUAUCAUGAAGAUGUUUGUACUGCAUUCGAUGAUCAAAUACUCGAUCUUGUUGAUUAUAGUUAUCGGAUAUUAACGGAAAUUAUACGAAAAAUAAAACAUGAAGAACAACGAACUCGUCAUAAACAAAUAACUAAUAAUGAGAAUGUAUCAAAUGAAAAUUCAGAGAAUAUUAAAGAACUUUUAACACAAGAAGAAACUCUUCGAUUUGAUAUGGGAAUGAAAAUGCUAAGUAUCGUUCGUUAUAUUUGCGAUUGUUUACAAAAAUUACCCAUGAGUGUAACCACACGUUUACUUGAUAAUUUUGAUUUUAUUCUAUUACUUGUUGAUUUUAUUGAAGUAAAACCAUGGGAAAAAUUACUUAGCGAUGGGACAUUUACGCGACAUAUCGAUGGUAAAUGGCAAAAAAUAUCUCAUGAAGAUCGUUAUUUAAUGCCAAAAAUUGAAGGACAAGUUUGGUUAGCAUUAUAUCAAUUAUUACUUAGUCCACAUUGUUUACAAAAAUAUGAAUAUACAGAUUAUAAUAAAAAUCGUAUUACUAAAUUACGUGCUCAUCUCAAUGAAGUUGUUCUCGAUCAAAUGCCUCAUCUUAUUCAAAUGCAACGUUUUCUUGAACAAUUAAGUUUUAUGGAACCACCAGCUGUUAAAAAACAACUUGUUUUAGAACAGGUUGCCGAAUUAUACGAUCGGAUAAUACGAAAAUAUAAAAAUCAAUGGCGUGAUGUAGCCGAAAAACAAGCUAAAACAGUUUUAAAUCCAACAAAAGCCGAAGCACAACAACAAGCCGCACGAUGGGCAAAUACAAUGAAUUUUGAUGUCCUCGAAACAUUUAUUAACGAAGCACCUAAAUGUGCCAUGUGUGGUGAACAAGCUACGAAACGUUGUUCACGAUGUCAACGUGAAUGGUAUUGUCGACGUGAAUGCCAAGUCAAACAUUGGUCUAAACAUAAACCUAUGUGUGAAAUGCUUGUUGAAAUGGCAAAAGAUGAAAAAUCAAAUAAUUCGAAAUGA